UUCUUGUUUAAUGAAGGUGUGACGUCCGAAGCGUCAGACUUUUUUUUCCCUGUGGAUUUAUCACUCAGUGUAGCGCCGUGCUCAGAGGGACGGGAUGGACGACGUCCGCAGCCAGGUUUCCAUUAACCAUCAAAUUGUAAAUAGGUCCUUAUGGUGGAGGUGGUGUUAGAUGCCCCUUGCCAUGCCUCCUGCCAUGACAGACCUCCUGGACAUAUGGGCGGCCCACUCGCCCCUGGCCGGACACGCUCCGGACCAGAUCACCGUGGACUUUCUGCUGCCCACCGGCAUCUACAUCCAGAUGGAUGUUCCCCGCGAGGCCACCAUCCAACACAUCAAACUGCUCUUAUGGAAGCAGGCUCAGAACUUCCCUCUGUUCCCGUCUCUUGGCGAAAUGGAGAGCCACAUGUUCGAAUGCGUCAACCAGGCAGCUGUGCACGAAGAGCUGGAGGAUGAAACCCGCCGGCUGUGCGACGUCCGGCCCUUUCUGCCCGUCCUGAAGCUGGUGACGCGCAACUGCGGACGAGCCGAGCGCCUGCUGGACUCCAAGAUAGGAGUUCUCAUUGGGAAAGGACUCCAUGAGCUGGAGAACAUCAACGACCAGGAAGUGAAGGACUUCCGCAGUAAGAUGUUCCGUUUGAGCGAGGAGAAGAUGCAGCGGGUGCAGAUGAUGACGUGCACCGAGUGGCUGCAGGCCUGCUUCUCCCCGCAGCUGGAGCCGGCACCUUUGACCACUCUCACAGACGGCCUCAAUGACCGGCCAGCCGACCUUAAAGUCAUCAUCCACUUUGACCAGUCUCAGGAUUCGACCAGUCUGAAGGUGUCGUUGUCGUCUUGCACGCCCUCUGAGCUGAUGGAGAUGGCAGUGAAGAAGUGGCUCAUCACCCACGCGCCCGAGGAGGAGGCCUGGAGGGGCCAGUAUGUGCUCCGAGUCAGCCAUUGCCUGGAGUUCCUCUGUGGAGACCAUCCUCUGAUUCAAUACAAGUACAUCCGCACAUGCCUUCAAGCCAAAGAAACUCCUCACCUAACCCUGGUCCACUCCAGCACCAUCAAGGCCAUGUUUGACAAGGAAAUGUCUGCCAUCGGAGCUGUGGUUAGCCGCAAGUCCUCCAACCCACCGUUACCGCUACCUCCCAAAAGAAGGAACCCCACGCAGGUCCAGACGUGUGUGUGGGACGUGUCGAGCCCGUUCAGGAUAGUCCUCGUCAAAGGCAGCAAGGUGAACGCCGAAGAGAGUGCCAAGGUCCAGGUGAGGGCGGGCCUCUUCCACGGCACAGAGCUGCUGUGCAAGCCGGCGGUGAGCAGCGAGAGCAGCGGCCGCUCGGAGCACACCUGGAAGGACAACGCUCUGGAGUUUGAGAUCUCCAUCUCCGAUCUGCCGCGCAUGACCCGCCUCUGCUUCGCCAUCUACGGCGUCAUGGAUAAGGUCAAAAAGCAGAAGUCUACCAAAAAUCCUCACAUAAAUAAAUACCAGACCAUCCGAAAGGCAGGGAAAGUGCACUACCCCAUAGCUUGGGUCAACACCAUGGUGUUUGACUACAAAGGGCAACUGAAGACUGGAGACAUCAUCCUGCACUGCUGGUCUUCUUUUCCAGAUGAACUUGAAGAGAUGCUGAACCCAAUAGGAACCAUUCAGACUAACCCGUACACUGAGAACGCCACGGCGCUGCACAUCCACUUUCCAGAGUACUCCCCCCAUCCCAUCGUCUUUCCCGCCUUCGACAAGAUCCUGGAAAAGGCCGCACAGAUUGCCAGAGCCAGCGACUGCAUAUCCAUAGGACGCGGCGGUAAGAAGUUCCACAUCGAACUGAAGGAGAUCAUGGAGCGGGACCCGCUUUCUCAGCUGUGUGAAAACGAGAAGGAUUUGAUUUGGACACUACGCCAUGACUGCUAUGAGAACUUCCCCCAGUCUCUACCAAAGCUGCUGCUCUCUGUUAAGUGGAGCAAACACGAGGACAUGGCUCAGCUCCAGGCAUUGCUUCAAAUUUGGCCCAGAUUGAGUCCCAGAGAUGCUCUGGAGCUUCUGGACUUUAACUAUCCUGAUCAGUACGUCAGAGAGUACGCCGUGCGCUGCCUGCAGGAUAUGAGCGAUGAGGAACUGUCCCAGUACCUGCUGCAGUUGGUGCAGGUGCUGCGCUAUGAGCCGUAUUACGACUGUGCCCUCACCCACUUCUUGCUGGAUCGUGCGCAAAGCAACCGUAAAAUUGGCCACUUCCUCUUCUGGCAUCUGAGGUCAGAGAUCCACAUGCCAGCCGUGUCGGUCCAGUUCUCCCUCAUCCUGGAGGCGUAUUGUAGAGGAAGCAUCCCUCAUAUUGAGGUUUUAAAGAAACAGGUUGAAGCCCUCAGUAAACUGAAAUCUGUUAAUGAGCUCAUCAAACUGGGCACCAUCAAGAACGCCCGCAGCAAAACGAAGGAGGCGAUGCUGACCAAGGAGGCCAUGAUGACCUGUUUGAGACAGAGCGGCUAUUCAGAGGCUCUGUCGGACCUGAACUCCCCUCUCGACCCCAGUGUGCUGCUGUCUGACAUCAAUGUGGAGAAGUGCCGCUAUAUGGACUCCAAAAUGAAGCCUCUGUGGAUCGUUUACAACAACAAGCUGCUUAACGGGGAUACUUUGGGGAUCAUCUUUAAAAAUGGAGACGACUUGAGGCAGGACAUGUUGACCCUCCAAAUUCUGAGGCUGAUGGAUCUUCUGUGGAAGGAGGCCAGUCUGGACCUCAGGAUUGUGCCUUAUGGUUGCCUAGCAACAGGUGACAGAGCAGGCCUGAUUGAAGUGGUCUCCUCAGCAGACACCAUCGCAAACAUCCAGUUGACCAGCAGCAACGUGGCAGCAGCUGCGGCGUUCAACAAGGACGCUCUGCUGAACUGGCUCAAAGAGAGGAACACUGGCGACGCUCUCGAUCGAGCCAUCGAGGAGUUCACCCUGUCGUGCGCCGGAUACUGUGUAGCCACCUACGUCCUGGGGAUCGGAGACCGCCACAGCGACAACAUCAUGGUCCGCAGCACAGGACAGCUCUUCCAUAUAGACUUCGGUCACAUCCUCGGCAACUUCAAGUCCAAGUUCGGCAUCAAAAGGGAACGCGUUCCCUUCAUCCUCACGCACGACUUCAUCCACGUCAUUCAGCAGGGCAAGACGGGGAACACGGAGAAAUUUGGCAGUUUCCGUCAGUACUGCGAGGAUGCUUAUCUUGUCUUGAGGAAGAACGGCAACCUCUUCAUCACCCUGUUUGCCCUCAUGCUGACUGCUGGACUACCGGAGUUGACUUCUGUCAAAGACAUCCAAUACUUAAAGGACUCUCUGGCUUUGGGGAAGACGGACGAUGAGGCCCUGAAACAGUUUCGCCAAAAGUUUGACGAGGCACUAAGAGAAAGCUGGACGACCAAGGUGAACUGGAUGGCCCACAACGUGGCCAAAGACAACCGCUCCUAGAGCCGCUGGAACCCUGGGGGUCAGGAAGUCUGUGAUGGGAGGUGUAGACGGAGCCAAAGAGACGGCGUAGGGGGGGCAUGAAUAUUUAUAUAUAAAACCCUGGUUUAAAGAAGGGAAGUAGCUCAAAACAAACACUGUAAAUAAAAAAAGAUUAUCUACUACAGGGUAGUUCAGGUACCCUGCAACCUCCUCCUCGCCCUCUGAAACCAUGGCAUGGUGCCCCCACGGACUUCAAAACGAUGGUCUGGAAUCAUUUCUGUGGAAUUGCCAUUAAUGCUAGAUUUGCACGGACUGGACGGCUGGUGGAGGAGGCGGCUAGAAGAGGGGGGCGAAGACCUCCCUGUAGAGAAGCUGCAGCAUCAUGAACUACAACAGCGUUUCAGGGAGGCUGCUGGGAAACGUUUAUCUCAACCACAGCCCUCAACCAGCUGGGCUGCGAUAAAGAAACUUCCAACAGAGAAGUCCUCCAUGUCUUAAAACGGCGAGCGCCGCGACCUCGAACCCAUCGUCUGAAGGGCCGCCGCCAAACUGCAGGAAGAUUGUAUUUCUUUUGUUUUUACUGUGUAAGAAACAUUUACGUGCCAGACUACUUUACUAGUCCACAGGGUGAAGUGGAGGGGAAGGAGAGCUUCGUGGUCCGCGGUCCGACUUGGACCUCUCUGCACUCGAAUGUUUUUAGAGCCCUUUGAGUAAAAGACUUUUAAUAAACUAAACACUUUAUUCUGUUUGUAUUUUUAUUGUUUUUAAACCUACAGAUUCUGAAGCAUUACCAUGACUGUCCUGUUUGACUUUUAAAAUUUUUUUUAUUUUUUUUUUAAAGGGCCAACAAGCAGCGAUGUCAAAUGCUGAUUAUUUUAACGUGUUACAACCAAAAAUCUUUUUUAUCCUCUGGUUUUAAUAAUCUGUUUCCGAGCUGAAUGUGCAAACCUGUUUCCCACUCUGUCAAGUGCAUUGGUUCUUAUACCAGUGGACGUGGGCGGAGCCAGCUUACCGGUAGGCGGGAUUUGUCAUAAAAAAGCUAAAUGUUAGACUGUGACGUAGAGGUACGUCUUGUUCCGUCAUACGGUUCCAGAAUCUGCUUCUGUAUUCAUCGUUUGUGCAAUAUCCCAGUUAAUGUCCCAUCAAAUCUGAUCUUAAUCUCGGGCUCUACGAGUUCGUCUUGCGUCGUGCUUCGCGGGAGAAGCGGCUGUAAAUCGCACCAUUAGCCUUCAGAAGUCUCAAACACUGGAUGUUGUAAAAUGUACAGGCUUUAACUGUGUUGCCUUUUUUUGUUUUCAUAGGAGUUUUAUUAAAGUGAUUUUCCACAGUUCA
Messenger RNA from Cyprinodon tularosa, 4735 nucleotides. It is a transcript of the gene pik3cb, whose product is annotated as phosphatidylinositol-4,5-bisphosphate 3-kinase, catalytic subunit beta. Gene Ontology annotation, biological process: cell migration; phosphatidylinositol-3-phosphate biosynthetic process; phosphatidylinositol-mediated signaling. The transcript has 23 exons. The record is from RefSeq and is a predicted model, not a curated record. Gene Ontology annotation, cellular component: cytoplasm; phosphatidylinositol 3-kinase complex; plasma membrane. NCBI's taxonomy places the organism in Eukaryota, Metazoa, Chordata, Actinopteri, Cyprinodontiformes, Cyprinodontidae. Gene Ontology annotation, molecular function: 1-phosphatidylinositol-3-kinase activity; 1-phosphatidylinositol-4-phosphate 3-kinase activity. Bases 170 to 3424 code for a protein of 1084 amino acids.